This is a messenger RNA of Phymastichus coffea, 1470 nucleotides long. RefSeq lists its product as uncharacterized. The transcript is spliced from 11 exons. The record is from RefSeq and is a predicted model, not a curated record. Bases 1 to 1470 code for a protein of 489 amino acids. NCBI's taxonomy places the organism in Eukaryota, Metazoa, Arthropoda, Insecta, Hymenoptera, Eulophidae.
AUGGCAGAUAGUAAGGAGAGUAAUAGGAAUAUUAAGCUAGCUUACAUAAAAUAUUUGGAUGGUGUCAAGAGAGGUGUAAUGGAUAUAAUUAAAACAGAUCAAAUCCUUGGCCGUUAUACUUCUGAUUCAUCAUGCAUUUUUGAUAAAACUAAGAGAUAUAAAUUGAAAGAUCCUACUAAACUACCAGAGAAUUCACCCAGGAUUCAACUUUUGUGUAUAGCUGAAUUUAGUCUCAGCAUCGGAGGAAAGUGCCAAGAAACAGCUCGGUCAAUUGCAUCUACCAGUUCUCAAAAGUCGAGUACUAAUAUGUUUAAGCUGAAACAAUCAUCAGAAUAUUCAAAAAUCUUAAAAGCCAGGCAAGAAGAGAAGGAAUUACAAAAGAGAAAAUUACAGGGUCAAAGUGAUAAACGAAAAACCAAAUCAGUGAAACUGAGUGAUCACCAGACUGCGUCUUCUCAAUUUCAAGGUAACUUGAAUGAUUCUUUUCCAGCAGAAGACCAUCAAGGAAAAGAAACUCAUGAUGUCACUGAUGAACCAAUUUUGGAACAGAAGGAUUUGAAUCAAGAAAAAAACGAAACGGCCAUGAUAUUGAGUCGCCAGCCUUCUUCUUUUGCUCAAGUUGAAAACGAAACUGAUUCCUUCUCAGGAGGAGAGCAUGAAAAAGAUAAAAUACGUUUUGAAGAUAUAAAUACCCUAUUAGGAAGCGUUGAAAAGAAGGUUGAGCCCCAUGAACCUUUUUUUGAUGAAAAAGAAAGUCAUAAAAAUGUAGGUACUAACGAGGAUGAUGAAAAGCAUGAAUUGACUGGUGAAUCAAGCACUUUAGUAAAGAAGGAUAAUCAUCCAGAAAGUGGUGGACGCAAACCGAGAAUUAUCGACAAUCGUUGCCUUGACUCACUCAAACAAAAUAACUUAUUGAAAAAAAAAGAAAAACAGAUUUCUGAAUUAAAACAGGAACUUGGAAAUGUAGAUCGUAAGUAUCGGAAUUUAAAAAAUGACUACAAAGAAGUUAAACAGGAAAACAAAGAGUUGAGAGAUAGAAACCUUAAACUACAAGAUAACAUUAGUCAUGAUAUUAUGAAGCUUGGAGUAUUGGUGGACCAACAGAAUAAAAUUUGUGCUUCCAGCAGUAAUAUUGUUGACCCAAAACUUAAAAGUGUACCCAUUGGAUUUAUUGAACAGGAUGGUAGUGUUCAUAUGGGUCAAAAUAAAUAUUUGCCCGCCAGCAUUAAUGAUACUGUCGUAUCAUCAUUGAGUCCUGCAACUUUCGUAGGAAACCUCCUAGUUGCAGUAUUUGGGCCCACUGCUUUAAUGAAAAGUAGUCUCACAGGUAGAGUCAGCAACAGAAGAAUUGGCAAAAUAAAGAAAAAUAAAGAACAAGAUAAAGAAAAUGAAAAUGAGCACGGCGAAAAUGACUUGCCCCAAGCUGAAAAAUUAGAAAAGUUGGGUCCUAAACAACUGCUGGUAAACUAG